Lemur catta (Ring-tailed lemur) is the source of this 1012-nucleotide messenger RNA. RefSeq names its product granzyme M (gene GZMM). Gene Ontology annotation, molecular function: serine-type endopeptidase activity. Gene Ontology annotation, biological process: proteolysis. The record is from RefSeq and is a predicted model, not a curated record. The coding region runs from base 75 to 869 and encodes 264 amino acids. Lineage: Eukaryota; Metazoa; Chordata; Mammalia; Primates; Lemuridae. The transcript is spliced from 5 exons.
AGCUGCCUCCCCCACAGGAAGCACCAGCGGGGAUCUGCAGCGGUGGCCACCCUGUGCUCUGCACCCGCGGCAGGAUGGAGGCCCGCCAGUGCACGCUGCUAGCGCUGGCCCUCGGGGCCCUGUGUGCAGUAGGCAGCACAUUUGGGGCCCAAAUCAUCGGAGGUAAGGAGGCUGCCCCCCACUCCCGCCCAUACAUGGCCUCACUGCAGAAAAAUGGCUCCCACAGGUGUGGGGGGGUCCUCGUGCACCCACAGUGGGUGUUGACAGCUGCCCACUGCCUGAGCACAAGGCCACAGCUGCUGAGGCUGAGGCUGGUGCUGGGGCUGCACACCUUGGGCCAACCCAGCCUCGCAUUCCGCAUCCGGGCGGCCGUGCAGCACCCCAACUACAGGCCUGCGCCAGCCCUGAAGAACGACCUCCUGCUGCUUCAGCUGGAGGGGAAAGUGAAGCCCAGCAAGACCAUCCAGCCCCUGCACUUGCCCAGAAGUCACCAGGUGGUGGCAGCAGGAGCUCGGUGCAGCGUGGCCGGCUGGGGGGUGACCCACCAGGGUGGGCAGCUGGCCCGGGCACUGCAGGAGCUGGAUGUCCAAGUGCUAGACUCCCGGAUGUGCAACAACAGUCGCUUCUGGCAGGGUACCCUCACCCCCUACAUGGUCUGCCUGGCUGCUGACAAGAACAAAGCCCCCUGCAAGGGUGACUCCGGCGGGCCCCUGGUGUGCGGCAAAGGCUGGCUGGCUGGAAUCCUGUCCUUCAGCUCCAAGGUCUGCACCGAUGUCUUCAAGCCCACCGUGGCCACCACUGUGGCGCCCUAUGUGUCCUGGAUCAAGAAGGUCAUCCGCCACUGGCAGUCUCCACCUCCAGCCCAAUGAGCCACCGGGUGCCUGGGACCUGCCCCCCAACACAGCUGGGCAGAACCUGCCCUCCAGGGCUCCAGGGAGGGUCAGGGCAGGGAGCAGGAGGGGACUGGGCAUGUCUUGGAGGACCAAUAAAUCCUGAUGGAGAAACCCUCUGA